UAGUGAAAUUCAAAAUAUUUUUUAUAUCAAUCAUGUAUAUAAAAAAGAUUCCUGAUCUUGGCUAGUCCCAUGAGAAGAACUGCAAAAAGUGCAUUUUUUGAGGCAAACAAUCACUCAAAAACGAUUGGGAUAGCUUGAUUAUGGAACUCAAGCAAGUGAAAAACAAGUCAAAUCCAGAAAACGGCGACGUCGAUACGAAAGCAGAAGCCGAUUCAAAUGAAUCCUCGGUCACAGAUCCCACCUGUAACGUUGCUGGAGGAGCGACGGGCCAAAUCUUAUCGGAAAAGGAGGUUGUGUCAGAAAUAAAUGAUCUUAUUAACGACAUCAAGAAAAAUACAGGUGUGUCACCAGUAUUAUCAAACAGUGGUCCUGGAAACAACAAUGAAGUUGCUCGAGACAGUUCUGGCAUUGCAAAACUCUCCUCUUCAUAUGAUCCGAAUCAUUCCAUGACAGCUACAAACAACAAUCACGACAAAGACCGUAACGAUAAUUUUUCUGACAAAGAAUGUAAUAAUAAUACGACUGAUAAAGAAAAUAGUAACAACGACAGUUUUGACAAAGAUAAGAAUAGUAAGAAAAACGACAGUAAUUUUAGCAAAGACGAUAAAGAGAAUAGUAAGAAUGAAAAAUCUAACGACGGUGAUUUACUUUCUAAAAAUGACGGUUUGACAAAAGACGACGAAGAGAAUGCUGUUGGCUUCAGCAAAAACUUAAAACGACAGUUGAACGGUGACGUGAAUUCGAGAUGUGUUGAAUUUAAAAAACUCGAGAAUCGGAUUGAUAAUAAAAUUGCUCAAUUAGAACAAGUUAUGGACUCCACCUUAUCAAUGCAUAGUAAAAUGCAAGAGAGCAUGAAGCAAUGGUUCGAACGAUGCAAUUCUGACAAUCAGGCAGAAGCAAACUGCUUACAAGUUGCGAACAAGAACCAUCCUGGUUCAAAACCUACUGCGAUGGCCUCAGUUCAGUUCGCUAAUUCAAAUCACCGAAAAUGGGCCAACGAACGAUGCUUUGAAUGUGACGAUAUGGGUCACAUGCAGAUCGAGUGUCCUCUGAAGGGUUAGGGUCUACGAAAGUGCUACGAAUGUCAAAAAUUUACGACCCACAAAGCAUACGAGUGUUCUCAACGACUGUCAAAAACCAGAGGUCUCACAAUUGAAGGGGUUAACGAUUAGAGGUGAUUCCAUUCUACAUCUCCGAUUGACGACUGGAUGAUAUUUCACAAUGACAGUGCCAUUGUUAGCCAAAGAUGUCUUACCUAAAGUAUUCCAGUUUCUCGAAGAAAAAUGUGAUCUCAAUAAACUCAGGAAUUAUUUAAACUUAUAUUUUAUAUCGUUUGACGUUUUAUUAUCUAAUUAUUAGUAUUUAAGUUUUCUUUCAUAUAAAUAAUAUUUAACGAGUCAAUCUCGGGAGGGAGUAUUGAAAAUUCAUAUUUAGUUUCUCGUUUGACUCUAGCCGUUAUGAGUAAACGUCCUGUGAGCGUCUGCGCACGCAUCUCUUCUUCACUUCGAUCCGACGCUUCGACCGUGAUAAAAGUUUCUCUCGAAUUCGUCUAAAAUAUAACGACAGUUUAACGAUAAAUACUUGUGUUGUUAUUUAAUAUAUCCCGUCUAAAACUCCUGUCUGCUAACACUUUUCAAAGUAAAUAACAUG
This is a messenger RNA of Leptopilina heterotoma, 1650 nucleotides long. Its product is annotated as probable serine/threonine-protein kinase clkA. The transcript is spliced from 5 exons. NCBI's taxonomy places the organism in Eukaryota, Metazoa, Arthropoda, Insecta, Hymenoptera, Figitidae. Gene Ontology annotation, molecular function: zinc ion binding; nucleic acid binding. Bases 141 to 1061 code for a protein of 306 amino acids. The record is from RefSeq and is a predicted model, not a curated record.